CGGCGGGGAUUGCUGGUGGCGCCGGCCAUGCAGUCCUGGCGCGCGUCCUCUUGCCGGCGUGUUGCGGCGAGAAGACGGCUUUGUGAGCGGUGUGCGCUAAGCCCUCAAGUACAGGAAGCCUAGGGAUGUGUAAGCUUCAAGGGUUUAAUUAGAUGUCUAUUUUCUUCAAAAUGGGUUUUAGUGUCACUUUCUUGAGACCUUUUACCAGGCUGUUGGCGCCAUUUACUCUUACUAGGAAGAGAAGGAAUUUGCAUUCAGCGAUUCUACAAAGAUACAUAUCUCCCAAAAUACCUGCUUUGUCCUAUUCUAGUAAGACUAGUGCAUCCCCUCCUGGAGAGCUAGAGUUGGAUGGGUGGAAAACUACAAUGAAAUCCAGCAUUGAAGGAGGAGGUGUUUUGACAGUCUCAAACAAGGAUGAAGAUAGUCUGGCUGCCACCAGAGAAUUAAUCGAGAUGUGGAGACUGCUUGGCAAAGAAGUACCAGAACACAUCACUGAAGAAGAGCUCAAAACUAUUGUGGAAUGUGCUUCUAAAUCAUCCAAAAAAAAAUAUUUAAAAUAUUUGUAUACUAAGGAAAAACUGAAAAAAGCUAAGCAGGUAAAAAAGAAAGUGAAAGCAGAGGCAAGGGAAGAAGCAAUGAGAGCCAGGUUGCUCGAAAGCCCUGAAGGAGAUAAGCAGCAAGACUUUUUUUUCCUCCGACUGUGGGACAGACAAAUGAGCACUGCCAUGAACUGGAAGAAUGCCCAGGCUAUGCAGUUUGGACAACCUCUGGUUUUUGAUAUGGCUUAUGAUAAGUACAUGAAACCCAAAGAACUAAACAAUACUAUUUCUCAACUUUUAGAAUGUGAAGGAUGGAACAGAAGAGAUGUUGAUCCUUUCCAUAUCUAUUUCUGCAGUCUUAAAGUAGAUGGUGUCUACCAUACAGAACUGGCUAAACGUUAUGGAGAAAAAUGGGACAAAUUGCUCUUAACAGCAACAGAAAAAUCUCAUGUAGAUUUAUUUCCAAAGAACAAGAUUAUAUAUUUAACUGCAGAUUCUCCCAAUGUUAUGACUACUUUUAAGCAUGAUAAAAUUUAUGUGAUUGGAUCAUUUGUUGAUAAAGAUUUGCAACCAGGCACAUCUCUAGCAAAGGCAAAACGUCUAAAUCUAGCAACAGAAUGCCUUCCAUUAGAUAAAUAUUUACAGUGGUCUAUUGGUAACAAAAAUCUCACCUUAGACCAAAUGAUCCGAAUCUUGCUGUGUCUGAAAAACACCGGAAGCUGGGAAGAAGCUCUGAAGUUUGUUCCCAGGAGAAAACAUAGUGGUUAUCUGGAGAUUUCUCAGCAUUCUCAAGAGUUUGUCAACAAGUUAAAGAAGAUAAAGACUUCUAAUUCAUUUCGAAAGCACUAUUCAAAUGUACAUACACAGGAAAGGUGACCUCAGAAAAUUUAAUAGCAUAAAACAGAUUGGAAGUACAGUUCUAAUAAUGUAUUCUUGAGUUAAGUUCAUUUUCUCUUAAAGGUAGUUUCUCCAGACUACGAUAAGAUAAGAUAAGAUAGAUAGAUAGAUUUUUUUUAAGACAAGUUUGAUAAACUUGAAGUAAGCCCAUUAAAACAGUUAUGCCAUGCCA
This is a messenger RNA of Jaculus jaculus (lesser Egyptian jerboa), 1608 nucleotides long. RefSeq names its product tRNA methyltransferase 10C, mitochondrial RNase P subunit (gene Trmt10c). The record is from RefSeq and is a predicted model, not a curated record. Gene Ontology annotation, biological process: positive regulation of mitochondrial translation; mitochondrial tRNA 5'-end processing. Gene Ontology annotation, molecular function: tRNA binding. Bases 153 to 1415 code for a protein of 420 amino acids. Lineage: Eukaryota; Metazoa; Chordata; Mammalia; Rodentia; Dipodidae. The transcript has 2 exons. Gene Ontology annotation, cellular component: mitochondrion; nucleus; nucleoplasm.